Messenger RNA from Procambarus clarkii (red swamp crayfish), 2917 nucleotides. RefSeq names its product monocarboxylate transporter 9. NCBI's taxonomy places the organism in Eukaryota, Metazoa, Arthropoda, Malacostraca, Decapoda, Cambaridae. The record is from RefSeq and is a predicted model, not a curated record. Gene Ontology annotation, cellular component: membrane. Gene Ontology annotation, biological process: transmembrane transport. Gene Ontology annotation, molecular function: monocarboxylic acid transmembrane transporter activity.
CCACGCCGCCCUCACUCUCUUGUUUACAUUCCGUCCGUGUUGGCGCUCUUCGGCUCCUGUCUACAGGUAUUCCUUUUCUCCCAGGAUGCUGGGAUUUGACCAGGGGGUUCGACACCUUUUUAAACGGGGAGUGAAUGCUGUAUGAAAUUACAGAUAUUUGCGGUGAGGGAGGUUCAGCGAUCUUGAAGCUGGGCUUCUGGCAGCACUUGAGCAGCUUGUACAGCACCUGAGCAGCUUGUACAGCACUUGAGCAGCUUGUACAGCACUUGAGAAGCUUGUAUAGCACUUGAGCAGCUUGUACAGCACCUGAGCAGCUUGAACAGCACUUCAGCAGCUUGUACAGCACCUGAGCAGCUUGUACAGCACCUGAGCAGCUUGUACAGCACCUGAGCAGCUUGUACAGCACCUGAGCAGCUUGUACAGCACCUGAGCAGCUUGUACAGCACCUGAGCAGCCUUCAGAAGCGAGCAGGGACAGGCAGGGAGCCCAGCGCCUCCUGGAACAACAAACACCAAAGGGAAAAAGAGACCAGUUACCAGGGGCCGUAGAGACGCUGCCGAAGGAGGAUGGGAAGCAAGACCAGCAAGAAACUAGUCCCCAACAGACCUCCUCCCAGGGUCCCAGCGACGGGCCCAACCCCAACCAAGAUGGUGGCUAGAACCCGGCGGAAGAUGGUCCCUCCGGACGGUGGAUGGGGGUGGAUGGUGGUGCUCGGCUCCUGCCUCUCACUGUUCUUCUUCCCGGCUGUGACUGUGGCGUUUGGCGUGCUGUUUAGGGAACGUCUGCAGGAGCUGGGCUCCGGAGCCACGGCCUUCACUAUCAUUGCCAACGGACUCAGCAUCUCCUGGAGCUUCAUGGCGCUGCUGAUGGCGCCCUUGUGUGAGCUGUUCGGAUACCGCCGUAUGACGAUUGCCGGGGGACUGCUGGCAUUCUUAACCCUGGUGCUUUGUGCCUUCAGUACCAGCGUCGUAGCGUUUGGGCUCGUCUACUCUGUCCUUGGAGGGAUGGCUUGCGCUAUGUCCACCUUCAGCGGCAUGGUGAUCAUCACUCGCUACUUCGACCGUCAUAAGGGCCUCACCAACGGCAUCAUAGCCUCGGCCGCAGCUCUGGGGAAGAUCACAAUGGCGCCGGUGCUCCGCGUCCUGCUGGACCAGUAUGGGUACAUGUGGGCGUGUCUUCUGACGGGGGCGCUCUCCCUCCACGCCUGCGUCUCCGGCAUGCUCUACCAGCCCCCAGAGUGGCACUUGAUCCCUGAGAAGCAUGUCACACAAGGUGGAUUAUCCCGGCAGACUUCUAUAUCGACAAUGUCAGUCACAAUCACGGAAAAUGGCGUAGUGGAGCAGAAGGACGCGGAGGCGCUGCCAGCGCCCCCACCCCGGACAGCGGACGACGACGAGGGAGAAAACGUCAUUUACGUCAUGCCAACUACUCCAACUACCGUCCACCCUAUUCAUAAAGACGACGAAGUAGUUCUCUUCUCGCGAUCGUGUGAGGUGCCGCCAAAGAGAGACAUCAGGAGCAGUAAAGUAGCUCUGACGGAUUCUCGCUUGUCGUUGUUUGGGUCGAUGCCGCUACUGACGCCGGUGGAGUACAAGGUCUAUGACGACGGCGACGACGUGACCCAGCAGUCCUCCUGCUGGGGAGACUGUCUCCUUGUCAAGGUUUUCAGCAUGUUGAACUACGCCAUGGUGAGGGAGCCUCGGUUUCACCUGAUAGCCUGGCCCAACGCCCUCGCCAUUGCUGCCACCAUCAACCUCAUGUACGCCCUGCCAGGCUACGUGGCCUCCAUCGGCUACACGCCCUACCUCAGCGCCUUUGCCAUAUCGAUCUUCAGCGCCACAGAGGCGGUGUUUCGGCUGGUGUUUGCAGCUCUCUCUGACCAUUCGUGGUUCCCCAUUGAGUUGGCCUACACUGCCGGCUUCACCUUCUCCGCGCUGUCCAUAGCAGCACUGCCACUGUGGAGGUGCUACGCCUGGAUCAUGGGGUGUCUGGUGGUGAACGGGGUGGCCAUGAGUCUGACCAACGUCCUGCUCAUCCACAUGGUCGCCGAGCACCUGGGCCUGCAGGUGUACGCCCAGGCCGUCGGCUUCUUCUCCCUCAUCAACGGCCUCGUCAUCGUCGUCGGCGGCUCCACCACUGGCUUCAUCAGAGACUAUACCGACAGUUACAAGGCCACCUUCUUCUGGAUCGCUGCCGUUAUUGCAGUCGCCGCUGGUGUUUGGAUCUCCAGAUGUUGCUUCAAGACUAUCACCAGCAAAUACAAUAAAGUUUCAAACCCGACGCAGUGAUUGGGCACGGUAGCUGUGUCCUACAAGGUAGUUUCAUUGCCUCUGAAACUACACUAGACAGUAGUUUCAGGCACUGUCUGAAACCAGAGAUGACCAUACGUACAUAGGCAUCUUCAGAGGCAAUUACUGACGCAAGGUGAACCCGGAUGUAGUUAGCUAUAGUGGUUGAGGCUAAUCACACUUCUGGUGCAGUUAAAUUCUUGUUCAGGCACAGUAGCUGAGGCUAUGGAAGUCCACAUGUUAAGAGAUUAAGAGAUACAGGCCAGGCUCGUUAAAGCAGCGGUCAUGCCUGAGGUGUGGCUCUAUGGCUCAGGUGAGCCUCUGUGUACAUCAGGUACUGGAGAACCAGACCACAAUACGGCCAGGAAACUUUGCCUAAUAAUUGCAGAGUUAUAUAAGAAAAAAAUAUAGGUUUUGGUGUGAUGUUGGACUUAAGACUUAAACCGCUCAAAAAUACGCAAGUCCACUUCUAUGUAUAUAUAUAUAUAUACAGCGAGAAACGGGGAAUACUCCUAUGUAUAAAUGGCCCUUAUGAAUUCUAUUAGUGCCAGAGAUUGACAUGUAUUUAAUAAACGUUUGUUGCCCAAAACGCUACGCGUCCUAGUGGCUUUACAAGAAUGUUAAUUCAA